AUGGCAACCCAGCGAGACGAGGGCGCCGUCCCUUUUGCAAUUUCCCACGAGCUUCAACAAUUCCGUCUGCUCGAGCUGCCACCAGAAAUUGUUGAGCUUAUAGACUCUCCCGACCCGCCCCAACUCUGCAUCAAGUCGCAGGUACCGCCCUCCGAUCCGAAUGCGCCAAACGCGAAAGCAGCGUAUGCAGUGCUCUGCACCCCCAACAAGACCUUCCAACUGAGACAGGUCCAGACGUCCAAUUCCGUCUUCAUCACCCAGCCCACCGCCCUUGCACCCCCUCCCGACCAUGGCAACGACAUACCGGUCCCUACCACCCAGGCAAUUGCGUCAUGCACUACAACCCUAGAGCUGCAUCCCGUUGCUGUUUCUCCUGCGUCAACGCUGGAGGAACUGUUGCCCAUAUACGACAUCGUGGAUGGAGAGGUCGACGCAAUUGGCAAUGCAGGUACCAAGGCUAGCAUCCUCGAACACAUCCCACUCUCGGAGGGACAGUUCGAUCAGGGCUGGAUCGAGGUUUUGGCUUUCGAGGUCGGCGGUCAUUCUUACAGACCGACCGCAAACACUACCACACAAGUCUGGAAAUCAGUCGUCGCUGCUGCGCUUGCGGAAGGUGUGAAACUUGACACACAGUUCUUGACCCAGGACAUUGCGAAGUUGGUGGCAGAAGAGGGAUUCCCAGGGGACCUGGCUGCUACCAUCUGCAAACAUCUAUCAACCGCUGAGCAAGGCCUCAACGGACCAUGGUCAUGUCUCGAUCAAGGCAAGACGGUGCGAUUUGUGGGAACGAAGUUGCUCCAGGCACGAGGCGGAUCUUCCAGCUACUCACUCCUGGAUUUCCUCGAGACAUGGAAGGAGAACCUCCCUCAGGCAUGGCACUCGGACGUCAAAUUAAGCUCGAUCGAAGGCGCGUACGACCAGCCCACUACAAGCACAAUCACAGCAAAAGGAGCAGCACUCCCAGCAGCACAGGCCGAGAAACCAGGCACGAAAGCAUCAGCCCGCAAAUGGCACGAGAAGUUCGGAAAGAUGCGAAAGCGAUGA
This is a messenger RNA of Aaosphaeria arxii CBS 175.79, 1044 nucleotides long. RefSeq names its product sister chromatid cohesion protein-like protein Dcc1. The transcript has 2 exons. NCBI's taxonomy places the organism in Eukaryota, Fungi, Ascomycota, Dothideomycetes, Pleosporales. Gene Ontology annotation, biological process: mitotic sister chromatid cohesion; maintenance of mitotic sister chromatid cohesion. The record is from RefSeq and is a predicted model, not a curated record. Gene Ontology annotation, cellular component: Ctf18 RFC-like complex; chromatin; nucleus. Bases 1 to 1044 code for a protein of 347 amino acids.